Molecule: messenger RNA, 1404 nt
Organism: Phialemonium atrogriseum
Lineage: Eukaryota; Fungi; Ascomycota; Sordariomycetes; Cephalothecales; Cephalothecaceae
Product: calcium/proton exchanger
Exons: 6
Coding region: 1-1404 (467 amino acids)
Biological process (GO): intracellular calcium ion homeostasis; calcium ion transmembrane transport
Cellular component (GO): fungal-type vacuole membrane
Molecular function (GO): calcium:proton antiporter activity
Source: RefSeq, a predicted model, not a curated record
AUGGCCAUUGGCUGCCUUACGGUCGAUUUCCGGGAGCAGCUCCGCCGGACUUGGACCAAGCCUGCGCACGACGAACACACAAACGGCGUCAUGAAUGCAAACGAGAACAGCCCGCUCCUGGGCCACUCGUCCGCAGAAGCAGACCGUACCGGCUUCUGGCGGAAUGUUUUCCUCGAUCGGAGACACACUCCCGGCAUCGACAGCCCCAAUCCCCUGGUCAAAUGGCCGGCAAGAGCCUUCAAUGUGACCAAAGUCACGCUCCUGAGUAGCCCUAUCAACAUUCUCCUUGUAUUUGUUCCAAUCGGUAUCUUCGCUGGUGCUCAUGAAUGGGAUCCCACUACCGUCUUCACGCUCAACUUCUUCGCCAUUAUCCCGCUAGCAGCGGUGCUGUCGUUUGCAACGGAAGAGAUAUCGGUGCGCCUGGGAGACACUAUGGGGGGUCUGCUAAACGCUACCUUUGGCAAUGCCGUGGAGCUUAUCGUUAGCAUCGUCGCACUCAAGGCGGGCGAAAUCGAGGUUGUGCAGUCCUCGAUGCUGGGCUCCAUCCUCUCGAACCUACUGCUUGUCUUGGGCAUGUGCUUUUUACUAGGCGGCAUACGGCACAUGCGCGAUGACGAGGGCGCGGGCAUCGAGCAGACCUUCACAACAGCCACCGCCCAGACGACAUGUUCGCUCAUGACACUCUCUUCUGCCUCGCUGGUUAUCCCGGCCGCGCUCUAUGCCGUCCUCGAUCACACCAGCAAUGACCAGGACAAGGAUUCGAGCAUCCUGUUCUUGUCGCGCGGUACUGCCAUCAUCCUGUUGCUGCUAUACGUUCUAUACCUAUACUUCCAGCUUCGUACCCACAAGAACCUGUUCACCCCUGAGGCUCCCCUUCUACUGGAGGAGGAGGAGGAGGAACAAGUGAGCAUGAGCGCGUUCUCGGCUGGCGCAGUUCUUAUUGCUGUUACCGUUGUCGUGGCCAUUUGUGCCGACUACCUUGUCGGCAGCAUUGACGAUAUUGUCCAGAGUCAUCAUAUCAGCAAGAACUUCAUCGGGUUGAUUCUUAUCCCCAUCGUUGGUAACGCUGCCGAACAUGUCACGGCAUGUGUCGUGGCUCUGAGAAACAAGAUGGAUCUGGCCAUGGGUGUCGCUAUUGGCUCCAGCAUACAGAUUGCCCUUCUCGUCACACCUUUCUUGGUCAUCCUUGGCUGGAUCAUCGGCCAACCCAUGACCCUUCACUUCGAGACGUUCGAGACAAUUGCUUUCGCCUUCUCGGUGUUGGUUGUUACAUACAUUGUCCAGGACGGCAAGUCUAACUAUCUCGAGGGAGCAAUGCUGUUGGGCCUCUAUAUGAUCAUUGCUCUCGCAUUCUGGGCCAGUCCUAGCGGGGCUUUGGACAACUAUCUUGCCCCGGCACACUAA